Messenger RNA from Poecilia reticulata (guppy), 1833 nucleotides. RefSeq names its product protein THEM6-like. NCBI's taxonomy places the organism in Eukaryota, Metazoa, Chordata, Actinopteri, Cyprinodontiformes, Poeciliidae. The record is from RefSeq and is a predicted model, not a curated record.
GCCAAUGAAGGUCCGUGUCGUCACACAUCAGGAAGUCAUGUCCAUUGAACCUACCGGCUUCUUGAAGUUGCAUCCUGUCCUAUGGUAGCGCCUUCUGAGGGACGCACGAGAUGAUGCUGCUGGUGCUGAGCGCCCUCCUCCUCCUCUUCUGCAACCUGGAUGUGUGGUACUUCCUGCGAGGGGCCCUGGUUUUUGUAGAAGCAUGGUUCCUGCCCAGAAUAGAAGACAUACUAGCUGAGCAAAGCAUCGAUGGCAUGGUCCUUCCUCAUGAUUUAGACUACCUGGGCCAUAUGAACAACUCUCGAUAUCUGAGGGAGUGUGACUUUGCCCGCUUCAACCACUACAUGAGAAAUGGGGUGUUCAUGGCCUCACGUAAACUUGGGGCCAAAAUGGUAGUAGGGGCCUCCACCAUUCGGUAUAGGCGCUCUUUGGCCUUCAGAGAGGCUUUCCAGAUUCGUACCAAAGUGCUAGGCUGGGAUGAUAAGGCCUUUUACCUAGAGCAGCGCUUCGUGUCUAAGAGAGAUGGCUUUGUAUCUGCAGUCAUGCUUUGCAGGCAGAAUGUGGUGGGCAGCAGCCCAGAAAGCAUCAUGGAAUUUACCUACAAGAAGCAGAUCGAGUGUCCACAGUUUCCAGAGGAGCUCAAACACUGGAUCAGCUUCAUUUCAGCCAGCAGUCAGGCGCUGAGAGCAGAAAGCGGCCUGGAGGACAAAAACAAGUGAAGGCACACAAGAUACUUUGGUAUCAUGAGUGGCGACGCAUAUCUCAGCAUUUCACACACUCAAACGUACCCGCACCUUUUAGAGYGUUUUAGUCAUCUUCAAAUACUCUGCGUAUUCUGAUUUGGGGCCAGUCUCACACACUGUUUCUUAAUUGUUUGGUUUGUUUGAUGUGAAAAAACUUUAUUUACUGCAGCUAAGUAUAAAAAAAAAAACUUGAACUGAAUGAAACGUUUACUUUAAAAUAGUGAAUCCAAAACAAAGCUUUAUCUUUGUGACUUACCAAGUAGUUGACUGUGAGUUGGGUGUUUUCAGACGUCUUCGUUCUCAUCUGAAAACAUCGCUGAAUUUCAGAUUAGCAUGUAGCGCAAACAUUAAUAUUCUACCGGCAUAAAUGCAUGUUUCAAAACAAUCUGAAUAUUUUUCAAGCCUGUUUCUUAUAGUUUAGUACCAGAGUUAUAACUUAGAAUGAAAAACCAAAAACAUGCUUAAGGGACUAUUUGUUUGGGUAUAUUGAGCAUGUUUUGAUGAGGUUUAAUCCCAUGAUCAGUAUUUUUUGAAGAGGUUAACAAUCUGAAAGGGAAUACUCUUAUUUUAAAAAAAUAUAGCUAAACAUUUAUCAGCACUUUAUUUUACCAGGUUGAGAAAAAAAGAGCCAUUAUAAAAAAUGAUGACCUCUUUAUUAGAGYUGCAUGUGAUUUUUAAGGGAAUGUUUUUGAUUGGCAGGUAUAAUAAUCAACAGCUAACAGGAGGUUGCUGGCAACUUUUCAAAACCUGCCACGCACAAGAGUGUUUUUCUGCUCUUAUUGAGAAAAAGUUGAAAUGUGCAAACUUGUCAUUUAUGCAUCAGAGUAUUCUUUUUGUGACCAAAUUAAUGUAUUGUCCUUAGUUAGAGAUAUAAGAUUUUUAAAAAUGUAUGCCUAAUCUUUUAUGUAUUUAUGCUGUCAAUGCUCUGUUUAGGAAAUCCUGGUUAAUACCUUGAAGUUUGAGGAUAUGGAUUGUACGUUUAUUUUCCACUUACUGUUCUUUGAUUUAUGGAAAAUGAUUUGUCAGAUAUUAUUUAUUGUGUUUGUUAAUUAUCUUAAUGCAUUUUGAAAUAAAAAUGCACUGAACCUUG